This is a messenger RNA of Heterostelium album PN500, 432 nucleotides long. RefSeq names its product carbohydrate-binding domain-containing protein (gene staA). Bases 1 to 432 code for a protein of 143 amino acids. The transcript has 2 exons. Gene Ontology annotation, molecular function: extracellular matrix structural constituent; polysaccharide binding; hydrolase activity, hydrolyzing O-glycosyl compounds. Lineage: Eukaryota; Evosea; Eumycetozoa; Acytosteliales; Acytosteliaceae. The record is from RefSeq and is a predicted model, not a curated record. Gene Ontology annotation, biological process: extracellular matrix organization. Gene Ontology annotation, cellular component: extracellular matrix.
AUGAAGGUAAUAGUUUUAAUUUGUGCACUCUUGCUAUGUAUUGCUUUUGUUUCUGCCGAAGUAGAGGUAGAAUCCGAUAGAGCCAUUGCCUAUACCUAUCCAGGACAACCAGAAUUUAAGAUUUCAACAAGAGUAGUUGGUACAUGGGUAGAUGGAAGUCGUGGAAAUCUACCAUUCACUCAAUAUGAUGUUACAGUCUCCAACUUAUCAACUAGAAAUCUUAAGAACUUCUUUCUUAUUACUGACUAUACUUUUAGAGUACGUGAUGGUACUGCCUAUUGGAAUGUUGUUAGAUUGCAAAACGGAGAUCUCACUCUUCCAUCUUACCAAAAUUCCAUUAACGCCGGUGCCAACUACACCUUUGGUUACAUUCUCCAAGGAACACCAGCAACACCAGCCAGAUUAUCAGUAAGAUACUUAGUCUACCAAUAA